CAUACAUUUUCGGACCAGAAAAGAAAGACAGAAGGAAAAAAAAAAAAACCAUCUGGGUUCUCUUCUCUUGUGUUUGCAACUUAUAUAACUCAACAUUGGAUAGAUUAGCUAUACACAAACUUGAAAGCAUUGAAAGUCGUUGAAGGAAAACGUUCUGGGUUUUUCGAAAUGGAUCGCGGCGAAAUCUUUAAGGCCGGCAGUUUCAGAAGCCAAAGUUCUACAUUAUGGAGGAACAAUACUAACGAGAUUUUCUCAAAGUCUUCACGGGAAGAGGACGAUGAAGAAGCUCUAAAAUGGGCUGCGUUGGAAAAGCUUCCAACUUAUGCUCGUUUAAGGAAAGGCAUACUCACGACAUCUCAGGGCCGUCCGAGUGAAAUCGAUGUCGACAACCUCGGACUUAAGGAGAGGAGGGACUUGAUUGAGAGGUUGAUCAAAACAGCUGAGGAGGACAACGAGAGAUUCUUGUUGAAGCUCCGAAAUCGUAUUGAAAGAGUCGGAGUUGAGCUUCCGACGAUCGAAGUGCGAUAUGAGCAUCUUAAAAUAGAGGCAGAUGCUUAUGUAGGAAGCAGAGCUUUGCCUUCCUUUGUUAACUUCCUAAAUAGCAUAGUCGAGAUUUUCUUCGGCUUUCUGCCAAUUUUCAAAAGUAAAAAGCGACAACUGACCAUCCUCGAUGAUGUUAAUGGAAUCAUAAAGCCCGGAAGAUUGACACUGCUUUUGGGUCCUCCGAGUUCCGGCAAGACCACACUCUUGUUGGCUUUGGCUGGAAAGCUCGACUCAGAGUUGAAGUUUUCUGGGAGAGUGACUUACAAUGGGCAUGGCAUGAACGAGUUUGUGCCGAGGAGAACUGCUGCCUACAUCAGUCAAUAUGAUGUUCAUAUUGGAGAAAUGACUGUGAGGGAAACUUUGGCUUUCUCUGCCAGAUGCCAAGGAGUCGGGUCGCGUUAUGACAUGCUUGCAGAAUUGUCUAGAAGAGAGAAAGAAGCUAAUAUCAAACCCGAUCCAGACAUCGAUGUCUACAUGAAGGCGGUCGCAACAGAAGGCCAAGAGACAAAUGUGGUGACAGAUUAUGUCUUGAAGAUUUUGGGACUGGAUAUUUGUGCGGACACUAUGGUGGGAGAUGAAAUGUUGAGGGGUAUCUCUGGAGGACAAAGAAAGCGUGUCACAACUGGUGAGAUGCUUGUCGGCCCAGCUGGGGUGUUGUUCAUGGAUGAAAUUUCAACUGGUUUGGACAGCUCCACAACUUACCAAAUCGUUAACUGCCUCAAGCAAUAUGUCCAUAUCUUUAAUGGAACCAAUGUCAUCUCCUUACUUCAGCCAGCACCAGAGACUUAUGACCUUUUCGACGAUAUCAUUCUUCUAUCCGAUGGCCAAAUAGUGUAUCAAGGUCCCCGUGAAUAUGUGCUUGAUUUUUUCGAAUCUAUGGGUUUUAAAUGUCCUGAGAGGAAAGGUGUAGCUGACUUUCUUCAAGAAGUCACAUCAAAGAAAGAUCAGGCCCAAUAUUGGGCACGAAAAGAGGAACCUUACAGGUUUAUCACUGUCAAAGAAUUUGCUGAGGCAUUCCAAUCGUUUCACGUGGGACAGAAACUAGGAGAUGAGCUUGUGACCGGAUUCGACAAGAGCAAGAGUCACCCAGCUGCUUUGACGACCAAAGAAUAUGGUGUGAAAACAAAGGAGCUCAUCAAAGCUUCAUUCUCAAGAGAAUGGUUGCUUAUGAACAGAAACUCCUUUGUCUACAUGUUCAAGAUUGUUCAACUUUGUAUAAUGGCCCUGGUUUCUGCCACACUUUUCCUAAGAACCGAAAUGCAUCAUAGAAACAUUGAUGAUGGCAAUAUUUACGUCGGCUCUUUGUUCUUUGCUGUGAUCACGAUCAUGUUCAAUGGAAUGUCGGAGCUCUCUAUGACGAUUGCCAAGCUUCCCGUGUUCUAUAAGCAAAGGGACCUACACUUUUACCCUGCUUGGGCUUAUGGUCUUCCAUCAUGGAUUCUCAAGAUCCCUAUCUCGGUCCUAGAAGCCAUAGUUUGGGUGGCCAUUACAUACUAUACUACAGGAUUGGACCCAAGUGUUGCAAGGUUUUUCAAACAAUUGCUUGUGCUCUUUUUAAUUAACCAAAUGGCCUCCAGUUUGUUCCGGGCUAUAGCAGCUAUUGCUAGAAACAAUAUUAUAGCCAACACAUACGGAUCAUUUGUGCUGCUCAUGCUCUUUACAUUGGGUGGUUUUGUUCUGUCUAGAGAGGAUAUCAAGGAUUGGUGGAUUUGGGGUUACUGGUGUUCGCCUCUGAUGUACGGUCAGACUGCGGUUCUAGUCAAUGAGUUCCUCGGCAAGAAAUGGAGACAUCGUGUAGCAGGCUCAACAGAGCCUCUAGGAAUUGAAGUUUUGAAAGGCCGAGGAUUCUUUUAUGAGUCGAAAUGGUAUUGGAUUGGCACGGGGGCGUUGAUUGGGUUCAUCUUAGUUUUAAACCUCUUGUAUACUCUGGCUCUCACUUGGCUCAACGCAUUUGAUAAGGUACGAGCUGUAGCUAAAACUGAAGAUCCUCAGAGCGAUGGAGCCAUUGAGCUGCAAGAUAGUUCAAGCCACCAAGGCCAGGCAGGUGAAAGUGAGAACAGGAAAAAGGGAAUGAUUCUUCCAUUUGAACCGCAUUCCAUCGUCUUCGAUAAUAUUGUAUACGCAGUGGACAUGCCACCG
Molecule: messenger RNA, 2682 nt
Organism: Morus notabilis
Lineage: Eukaryota; Viridiplantae; Streptophyta; Magnoliopsida; Rosales; Moraceae
Product: pleiotropic drug resistance protein 1
Exons: 14
Cellular component (GO): membrane
Molecular function (GO): ATP hydrolysis activity; ATP binding; ABC-type transporter activity
Source: RefSeq, a predicted model, not a curated record